UCCAGUUCUAGGACCGGUUCCGAGAAUAUUCAGGAAGUAGUCGAUCCUCAGUAGUUUAACUGAAUUACGUAACCAUAUAAUCCCAAAAAACCCGCAAACUAGUUUUAUUUUCUAGAUUGUUCCGCCCGCAUCUCCCUGGCAGUUCCUGGUACGGGCAGUGCGGGCUCAAAGGAACUCGUGCAAAUUGCGUAUUUUCUUGAAAGAACUCAAAAUGGCCUCCCAGUGAAUUAUUAGCGAACCGAAACACGAUUUUAAAGCAAGUUUUCUUCACGGAAGUUGAUGACUCGACAGUUUAUUGUACCUUUAAUGAAAACUGGGUUAUCGUUUUAUGUUCUAGCAACAUUUUUGGCGCUGUAGAUACGAGUUUUGGCCUGAAACUUUUUGUUGAUAUUGAGGUACCGAUUAAUGACUGUGAAUGGGUGCAUUCCUUGACAAACCGAAGAUAGAAAAGCGAACGAACGCUGGCAGGGGCAAUGGGUUGCGAUUUGCGACCUCGGCAAUGCAGGGUUGGCGAGUUGAGAUGGAGGACGCCGAUUCUGCGAGAAUAGGAUUACCGAACGGCUUCGAUUCUUGGUCGUUUUUCGGAGUUUUUGACGGACAUGCUGGAGCUUAUGUCAGCAAAUACUGCUCCGAACAUCUUCUUGAUGCGAUCGUUUCGAACGAGAACUUUGCGAAGGCGGGUGAAAAAUCGCAAGCCAACGGCAAACAACUGUCUGACGAGUACACGGAGCUUGCUAAGGAGGCAGUACGGGCAUCCUUCAUCGAUUUAGACAAGAACAUACGAAACAUUAUAGACGAAGGGGAGAAAAGCGGUUCGACUGCCGUUGUCGUGCUUGUGUCCCCAUCGCAUGUGUACUUUGGCAAUUGUGGCGACUCGCGGGCAAUAUAUUGUCGAGAUGCAAGGCAGGCGUUUGCAACAGCCGAUCAUAAACCAGUCAACCCCGAAGAGAAAAGCAGAAUCGAAAAAGCUGGGGGGAGCGUGAUGAUUCAACGCAUAAAUGGCUCGCUGGCAGUUUCGCGUGCUCUUGGCGACUUUGAAUACAAAAUGGAGCCGCAGUUGUCGGCAACCGAGCAGCUUGUUUCGCCCGAGCCCGAAGUGUCUUGUUUAAGACGAGAAAACGGCGAUGAAUUCUUACUUUUGGCUUGCGAUGGAGUUUGGGAUGUUAUGACUAACGAUGAAGUGAUUGGGUUUAUACGAGCGAAAAUGUUGAUUUCUGAUGAUCUAGUUUUUGUUUGUAAUGAGCUCAUGGAUACGUGUCUCGCAAAAGUAAGAGAUUUGCAUUUUUUUAAUCUAAAACUAUUCAAUUCCCCUCUAAUUUUACACACCUAAACCCGGUUUACGUUUUGAAUAUUAGAACUUCGAGAGCAAAUAAUCGUGAAUUUCAAACGUUUGUCAAUUUCAUGAUAUUAUAUUUCACGGCUAUAUUUUUGAUAAGGGCCACUUGCCUUGCUAAAAAAUAUGUAAAACUUUAUCCCUCAUAAUAAAACAUUAUCUUUUUCGAUUAAUUUAUGCGAUUGUUUUAAUAUUAUUUUGCUGUUUGCUUCAAGGAAGCCAUUUACUGCAAGUUUGCGUCGAUUUCAUGAGAACGUUGUCGAUUUCACGACUUUCGUUUUGUGCACAUUUCGAGGAAAAGCAGCACGCGUUUCCCGUUGCAAAUGACAUCAAACUAAGCUCAUGUGAUUUGUCUGGGGUUUCAGUUGAAAUGUGGUUCUCGUAUUUCUUAGCGUUUCCUGAGAAAUUCUGUAAUAGUAUCGAGGAAGUAAAGUUAUUCAUCAAUUUUGUCAAAAUGUGCUGCAAUGCUGUGUCGCAAUGAUAUUGAAUAGUUGAUGUCAGUUUCACCUGUUUGCACUAUUUAUAGACGUGGAUAAUUUCCUAUGUUGACUUUAUUGUCAGAUUGUAGGUUUCAUUACAUAUUAUUUAAGUUUGAUGAAGUUUGUGGAUUUCUCAUUUAUUGCAUAAUAUGCUUUCUUUGUCUAAUUCUGGCAAUGAGUCAUGCAGAUGAGGCCCUUUUAAUGUCCGUUUACAUGCAGCAAUUUGUCUAGUUUUCCUGAAUUUUAAUGACAAAUAUUUUCAGGUGAUGAGGCCAUCAGAUGAGAUUUGUCACCUAUACCUAGCUAAACAUCUUGACACUUAGAUAAAGUUUAUAUAUGUAUGUAUGCAUCUAAAAUUGGCUCGACAAAUUGCAAAAUGAUUUCAGAUGCAGGUUAAUGAUAUCUGACAAAUAUGUGUCAAACCUCAUCUGACAACCUCGCAUGUCACCUUGCCAACUACACAUAUUUCUCACUAACAUUCACCAAAACCUAAAAUCAGCUGAACAAACUGUGACAUGCCAGAGCUCCGAGGUUUUUUGGUCAGCCAGAGUUGCGAUGCUUUCUCCCAGCUCUGGCUUGGACCGUCCGAAUGACAAGAAAUGUGGCAAUUUCAUAGAAUUAGUAUUGGUUACAAAUAAUGGCAACAUUGAAUUCGCUGAAAGUAUACAUAUACAUCUGACCAAUCAUGUCUACUUCUUUCAGGGAAGCCGAGACAACAUGAGCGUUAUACUAGUUGCAUUUUCCAAUGCACCGACGCCUUGUACAACAGCCAUUGAAAAGGUAAGUCAUCAGUGUUCGUUAGUAUUUAUAAUGUCUAUGUAAAAAUCUCUUAAAGAUCCCGUUAAAAGAAGCUUUAAUUUGUACAUGAUUUUACUAGGCAGCUGCGAUAUUGAAAAAAAUCAAUAUAUCGAUAUCGAAAAAAAUUAUCGAUAAUGUCGACUAUAUUGAAUUAUGCAAAUGAGAAAACGUAAUUUAGUUUUCAGAAACACAAACAGUUAAAAAGAAGUGUGUGUUAUUUUGAUACCUCGUUUUUAAACGUGCGUCAAUAUGCUUUUCUCUGUUUUCUCUUCUCACACACUCAAUUUAUCUACCAUUUUGGGCGGUGCUGCCCCUAACUAUUAAAUAUGAGAUGUAAGCACUGUAAAACACAAAUUUUAUAAGUAUAUGUAGUUGUGUGUAUAAUGGUAAUUUGACAUUCAGAACUUUGAAAUGACACUUUUCACUUUGUUUUAUUUGUCUGUAUUAGUUGACGAGGGAAGAUAUAGUAGUACCUCAAAAAUGGGGGACAUCUGCCUUUGUGACAAAAGCUAAUUGCACUUUAUAUUUGAAUAAUUCCCAAACUUUAGCUGCUAACAGUUUCAAGCUAUUCCCAACAAACCAAAAAAUAAGGAAAUCUUAAUGUUAAAAAACAUUAAAUCUUAAUGUUAAUAAACAUUAAAAUAUGUAUAAAUUACAGACCACCUCUCUUAGGCAGACACUCCUUUUGAGCCAACAAAUAGUUCCACUCCCAGUGUUAGUAAAAUGCUCUCAUUAAUUAAAACCUGUAUUAGGCAGACACAUCUGGGAGGUCCCAUAUAUUUUUCACUUUCAAUUUGUGGGGAAAAUUAUUAUAAUAAUGUAUAAUUAAUGACAUUCAAUUUCAUUUAUUGGAAAUUUACAUUUCUUUUUUUUUUUCAAUUUAAAAAUUACAGGAAAAGGAGUUAAACAAACAUUUAGAAGAGCUUGUCAAAGGUACUGAGAUAUAUCAAACAUUUAUACAAUACAUUGAUUAAGCCAUAUAUGGUUUCUCUGUUGGGCUUCCUUGCCACUGGCUUACAUAUUAUAUAUCUCUAUAAAAUCUUAUUUUUUUGUACUACGAAUAUGUGAAUGUAUGUGCAGUGUAUAUAUGUAUGCUGGUAGUGAAUCAAAUAAAUAUCAACUGCUAUUACCGGUACGCCUUAAAAAGUUGUUUGGUUCCAGUCUCCCAACUGAUCCUACAUCUUGUGACACCCAACCCUGUUUUAUAACUUUUUUCUCGCAAAAAUUUGAAAAUCAUUUUCACAUGCUAGUAUUCAUACAAAGCAGGAGAGUCUCAAAAUCCUCUCGUAGUUUGGGAAACUGAUUUAGGGAUUGAGACAGAAUUCUGACACCUACAGAAAGAUCUGUCAAAACUGGCUGUGAUAUAUGUUAGAAUUUCUCUAAUUGUGGGAAAACAAACUCCGGAAAGAGACGUUUGUCUGAUGUUAGAAAGAGUAAAAUAAUAUAAGAGGAUGCACAAUGGAUGUCAUGAUUCUGGUGUCUUGAACAGACUAUUUUGUUGUUUAGAUAUUUCAUCCAAAUGUGAUCCUGAAGAACUUGAUUUAACGCACGUCAUGCAGACAUUGGCCAAUGAAAAUAUUGAUGGACUCCCUCCCGGUGGCGGACUGUCAUCAAAGUAAGUCAUUUGAACAUUCUGGAGAGAGUAGGCUGUUGUGGUUGUGAAAAAAUACCUAUAUGGAAAUAAAUGUACAAGUAAUGUAUGUAGAUAUAAUGGUAGUGACUUUUUUAUCACUCCAGAAAAUUGCCAUAUUUUUAACCUAAUUUUUGGAAAGUAUGCAAACAAACAGUAACUCUCCAGAACUUAAAUGUUGUUCACACUACAGCAUUACGUAGGUGUUGUCGUCAACAUUUGCGGACAUUAAAUGAAACAAAGUUUUGAUGCAUUCACAAAGUAGUACAUUUCUUUUUGAAUGAAAACUUAUGCCACUUUAUUUUACAUUAAAAUAAGGAAUUUUAUCUUCUUUUGUUGUUUAUUUAUUUGUUUAGCUUUGCCAACUAGGGCAGGAUUACCGCAACAGCAUAUGCCAAUUACUGUGGGCCCUUUUGCCUAACCCUCCCUGUCGACUUACCCUCCCUGUCGACUUACCCUGGGGGGGAUACCGGAGUACCCGGAGAGAACCCACGACUUUCGGCAGAGCGUUGACCCUUCGCUCUUUUCGCAUGAGGGCUGGGUUUGAGUCGCAUUGGGAAAGUUCUCACUGAGGCUUAGACCUGUGGCCUUAGAGGUGCAAGGCAAGUGCGCUGACCACUUGGCUACCGAAGCCCCCAUUAGCCUGAAUGAAUAUGAUAUGCAUUUCUUCACUAGGCGAAACUUAAUCGAAGCAACAUUAAACCAAGUGAAAGGAGAACGUGGUUUGAAAAGUGAUACAUGAACACCGUUGCCUUUUACCUUAUUGGUAAGUUCUGUUGAAAUAGCAUGUAUUUGUUUUAAGUCUGUAUGGAGUUUAACCCAUUAAGCUGCAGAGCUUCCCCAUUGACGAGUAAAAUCAAUCGUCUGGCGUUAGACAAGUAAAAAAUAAGUAGGGCGUACUGGGGCUCAAUAGGUUAAUGUCAUUGAACCAGCAAAAAACAGUAUUUUAAAAUCGUACUGCUGUUGUAUUUAUAGCUUUUUAUGAUAUUUUCAAUGAUACAAACUGUGGUCUCUAGUAAAAGUGAACUUGAAAUUUCACCUUCUUUGAAUAUAGAGAUUUAUUAGACAAUUUUAUAAAAAGUACUUUUAGUUAUUUAAAUCUUAUUGUCACAUGAAUGAGCCAGAUUUGGUGCUUUCUUCACAAAUGGACCAUUUGCAUUAUAGACUAUAGAUAAUAUAGCCUUGCGAAGUUUGCCGUUUUUCAGUCAUUUUGUAUUACGCACGGGAAAUUGACAGCCCAAUCGGGUGUUGGGGCAUCAAUUUCCCGUUUGUAAUACAAAAUGACUGAAAAUUGCAAAUUUCGCAAGGCUGUAUUAUCCGCAUUCUACAACAUUUCGCAACGAAACUUUGGAAUAUUACUAAUUUUGUGAUGCUCUUUCAAGCUGUGAUGAAAUUUUUGUCUAGAUCAAAAUUUAGUCUAUAAUGCAAAUGGUCCAUUGCAUGAUUUUCUGACCUAGUAUAAUCUGGACCACGUAGCUUUUUGGUUCAUAUCUCCGCCUUUCUAAUACCCUAUCUUGCUUUAAUUUUCUCCAGAUUUUCUCCCAACUAAAGACAGAAAUGGCCUAUUUGCUGGUAAAAAUCAAAAGAAACAAACAUUAUUCUAUAGUGUCGAUUUGUAUUAGAUGUUGAUAAUGGUUUGAAACUGUUAGCGGCAGAACAUUAGCAUCUAGCAUUGUUUCUAAUAAAUACGAGGAAAUCUGGUGACGGUACAGUCGUGCAACAAUUAUUUCCUUUCUAUAAACCUGCUUCAAGGCCUCGCUUUCUUUGACUUCUGUAUAGCUCCACUACACUCUGUGUAACAUGAAGUGACAGUGCUUUCGAAACCAUGCGCUGACUAGGAAAUACUUUUGCAGAAACCUUGUUUCCGUAGCCAAUAGCCACGUUUUCUGGAAGUGGGCAAACCAGGGAACAAUGUUUCCGCAAAAGAACUCAAAACUAGGGGAUAUUCACAUGAUCCCGGUUUGCUGAAAUGGGGUGGAAGGUGGGAUGAAAAGUUAACUGAAAGAACUCAAAUGUUGUCGGGACUACGGGAAGAUCUCGUAUUUCAAGAAGACUACCAGUGCUGUUUGAACAACCUUCACGUCCUUUCGUUUACAAUUUUUUUUAUAAUCUAUCACCAGAAAAAUGUAGUUUUUCUGAAUUUUGCACCGUCACUUAUUUCAAUACAUCAAAAUCAUCUCGCUGCACCAUCUCGUCCUGGGAUCAUGUACAGCCCCUUACGAUGAAUUUUGGCCGGAAAAAAACAAAGGAUAACUAAUUUGCAAUUCAUCUAAUGUCAUCGUAUCCGGAAACUUUGGCAGUGAAAAAGUUGAUCAAGAUGAGGGGUUUUUACUAUAAAGAUAUAUUACAUUUCUGCGUAGAGUGACCCAAAUAUUACACAUACCAAAGAUCAUGUUUGGAGUUAGGAGCACUUUAUGUUUUCGAGUGAGCUGGCUUUCCAUUAGGCGAAUUUGUUCGCGCGAAGCGACUUUUUCAUUGGCCGGAAUCGCUUUUGCUUACGUGCAGGGUAAGCAACAAAAUUGCUGCAUCUUGCAACAAAAUCUGAUUUCUACGCAUGUUAAUUGGAAAUGUUGACACAUAAGUGUACAUUAUAAAUCACGACGCAACAUGUGUCAACAUUUCUACUUAACAUGCGUUGAAAUCAGAAUUUAUUGUCGUAUUACUCCAGCUUUAGUGGAGAACUGGCAUUACUGGAGCCAUAUAUACAGAACUCAGUGAGACUUGAAGCACUUCUGUAUAGGGGAAAGGGUUGUUGUGUGUACAGUACACAUACGCUUGGUGUUUUUCUCAAUUGAUUAGUAGGAAUUAUUUAUAUCCUGCUCGUUGCUAAUGUAUCUCUAGCCAGCCAUGUUGACUGAAAGUAAAAUUUAUUCCUUGUCGUAAACGCAUCUUGUUUUGUAGUGCAUUUAAGCCUUGAUCAAAUGGGGACGAGAGUUAAGCC
Molecule: messenger RNA, 7181 nt
Organism: Paramuricea clavata
Lineage: Eukaryota; Metazoa; Cnidaria; Anthozoa; Malacalcyonacea; Plexauridae
Source: the annotation of a GenBank genome assembly